GUGAAAGUCGAAGGACGCACGCCAGUCUGCCUCCGACGCCCGAAUAGCGUGGUCGUGUCGCGUCCGGUUAAGUGAACGCGCGUUCGAAAACUUAACGUCUAUCACUCAAGUUCUGAUUUAAGUUACAAGGUCACUUAAAUACAGCGACUGUGUUCCUCGACUCAUUGCAAUGUGAAGUUAUUUCGAAAAAUAAUCCAAAAUAAUUUGUGUGUGUGUGAUGUGACAAUGGUGGACUAAUAGUGCUGCGAUUUUGUGGGAUUUCUUACUAUUGAUUUCUCCCUGUGUCAUGGUGUAGUAAAUUAGCAAGUAUGGAGAGUCGCGUGGGUCUGGACUACAUAGUAGAGCACGCAGAGUACGCCGGCAAGCUAGCGGCCGCGCUCACCUCUCCCACUGCCGCUGUCAAAAAACAGGUGUUCGAGUUACUGUCGGCGCUGUGUGUAUACAACGCGGAUGGCUACGCUCGGGCGGUCGACACGCUUGACAGAUACAAGGCUCUGAAAGGCGACCGCUACCGUCUGACGGUGGUGGUGGAGGAGCUGAAGAGCGCUACCACCAUCGACUACAAGACCGCGCUCGUGGCCUUCAUCAACUGCCUCAUCAUCUCCGCGCCGCGCCUUCCCGACAGGAUACGAGUUAGAAACGAGUUCAUUGGACUUGGACUACUUCCAACACUUAGUAAUCUAAGGCAUGAAGCUGCCAGUCACCCGAACUUGGGCGUCCAACUCGACGUGUUCGAGGAGCAGCGGGAGAGCGACGAGGCGCAGGGCCCGGGGGGCAUCAACCUCAACUCGCAUCUAGACGUGUUCUACGCUAUCUUGAAACAGGUUUCAGACACACCACAAGAAAUCCCAUUCCUGAGCAUUCUCCAGCACUUACUGCGAAUAGACCCCAAAGAGGCGGUCAGCGAUAUCGUGUGGGACACAGCGGAGACACUGGUGCACCGAGCCACACUCCUGGAGACCAGGGAAGAUGCUGCCAAACUCCUCAGAGCACCCAGUGUACAGGCUAAGGUGGGCUGCACGUGUCAGCAUAGAGACCUCUCAGGGUCCAACCGGAAGCAGAGUCUACAACGAGCAUUGUCUCCACCGCCGCCGCCGCCGCCCGCGCCCGCGCCUCCUCCUCCCGCGAUCCCCCCACCAUUACCACCCGCGCCGCCAGCUCCCCCCGCACCCCCCGCACUGCGCGGCGCUCCCCCUCCCCCACCGCUCGGCGCGCCCUCACCCCCGCCGGCGCCCGCGCUCAACAUCAAGCUACCCCAACAAGAGACGCCGCUGCCGAAGACAAAAAUGAAGACCAUCAAUUGGAACAAAAUACCCAGCAAUAAAGUAGUCGGUCAAAACAACAUUUGGUCGAUCGUAGCGUCGAGCCACAAACAUUCGCCGAAGACGGAACUUGACUGGAGCGAGAUCGAAGGACUCUUCUGCCAACAGGUACAGCCACCGGGUUCAGCUGGUUCAUCACCACGUCUUGGUCGAAGUCCAAUUUGUGACAACUCCGGGGAGAGGAAACCGAGGAAGGAGCCGUCUGAGAUCACACUCCUGGAUGGCAAGAGGAGUCUCAACGUCAACAUUUUCUUGAAGCAGUUCCGAAGUUCCAACGACGACAUAAUCCAGCUAAUACGCGAGGGCGCUCACGACGACAUCGGCACUGAGAAGCUGCGAGGGUUGCUCAAGAUCCUGCCCGAGAUGGACGAGUGCGAGAUGCUCAAAGCGUUCAGCGGUGACGUCACCAAGCUGGGCAACGCUGAGAAGUUCCUCAUGCAGCUUAUCCAGCUACCCAACUACAAGUUGAGGAUAGAGUGCAUGCUGCUGAAGGAGGAGUGGGCGUCCACGGCGGGGUACUUGGAGAGUGCCAUCAACGCUAUACUGGUGGCCGGAGACGACCUCACCUCCUCCAGAGCUAUACAGGAAAUCCUAUACAUAGCGCUAAUAGCAGGCAACUUCCUGAACGCGGGCGGGUACGCGGGCGGCGCGGCGGGGGUCAAGCUGUCGUCGCUACAGAAGCUGUCGGACAUCCGCGCCAACAAGCCCGGCAUGAACCUCAUGCACUACGUCGCUAUGCAAGCUGAACGCAAAAACAAAGAACUGAUCCACUUCGCUGACGACAUCCGUGUUUUGGAAGAAGCAUCCAAAGCGAGUGUGGAGCAACUCCACAACGAGAUCAACACGCUGUCGCAGCGAAUCAGCACGCUCAAGCGAGACAUACAGAACACCACGCAUCUCGACAUCAAGGAGCAGAUGUGGGACUUUUUACAGGUUGCUGAAAGAGAAGUAUCGGCUCUAAACAAAGACAUGGAAGAAGUGGAGAGCAUGAGAAAGCAGCUUGCAGACUUCUUUUGUGAAGAUCCCGUUUCAUUCAAACUUGAGGAAUGCUUUAAGAUAUUUGUGACAUUCUGCACCAAGUUCCGAUCAGCAGUUAGCGACAAUGAGAGGCGAAGAGCGCAUGAGGAACAAGCAGCUGCCAGGAGACGAGCUCGUGACCAGGCGGCCAUUAACGUAGCCAAGACUAGGGCAGGUGGUAGUAUGUGCAGUACACCGGUGUCGGAGUGCGAGUCGCUCAUGGAAUCUCUGUUAUUGGAUAUAAGGAAUGGUCUGGGUAGAAGAUCUUUAAGGAAAUCACACGAUCCAUCGCCUUCACCAGACGUGACUCCCACGGGUAGCCUGCGGCGCAGGAGUAGAGCCAGCCCGGGAGACGAUGAGGAUGGCUUGCUGGAGUUCCUGCGACACUCCUCGCCUGCUGCCAACGAGUUGAGAGAGAGGAGUGCUUGGGGGAGCCUGGAUCGCUCGUGGUCGCGUCGUGGUCCGGUGCGCGCGCGGCUCGAGAUCCCCGAUAGAGAGCGAACGGGAGAAAGGGACAGACCCGCCUCCCCGCGCGCCUCGCCACCCUCCCCGCCGUCGCCCGCCGUACCAGACACUACCACCGCUAAACCGAAGGAAUGGCGCCAGAAGAUCGAGUCGUGGCUGCGCGCCAGCAGCGAGGAGGAGCGCCGGCCCCGUCGCGCACCCUCGCUGCACGCCACGCUGCACCGGCGCUCCUUGGAAAACGAUUCCGAGAGCGAGCGCAGUACGACGCUAGACACGCUGGCGGAGGGGCGCGCGGAGUGGCGCCCCGCCGUGCCCACCGACAACGACCUCGUGCGCGCCAUCGAAGCCGUCGAAGAUGUUCAACCGAAACCAAAAGAAAGAUUACCGUGGAGGAAGACGGAGGAAAACGAAGAAAUGCGACGACUAAGGAGACAACGAUCGCGUCCGCAGAUAGAGUCCCCGCAGCCUCUCGUGUCCAUCUGUGAGGAGGAGAAGCGGAAGCUGCCCGACAUCACCGUUACCAGUGCUAAAGACCAAACAGACAGGGCCGACCGAGUUGGCAUAGAUUCCGACAACAUCGAAACACCGCCAGUGCAAAGGAAAAUGUUCAAUCCUCCACCAGAAAGAGAACCCUGUCGAAAAUUCCACCCCUCCCUUUCAAGUUCUAGUCUCACAGAUAAAGCGUCAGCGGAAAUGAAGGAUUUGUGUCAGGAAAUUUUAGGCGACGGACAGUUCGACAGAUUCUCCGCAGCCAGAAGGACGAGACGGUACAAACGAACUCCGGAGUCUAGUUCACCAGAAGAGGAGAAGAAACCGGAGAUUCCAACGGAGCUCGUCGCAGAGACACAAGUUAUCAGACCGUCUAAGCUAGACAUCCAAGCGUCAUAUCCACUUGACACGCCAAAAGAGAUAGCCGUAGCGAAACCAGUGGAAGAAGUGGUCAAAGACGAGAAGGAGGUGCGCUUGAGACGUUGGCAGGACAGACUAAAAAACCAAAGUACCCAAAGCACAGACAAAACGCCAGCCAAAGAUAACAAAUCGGUGCCAUAUUCAAGGAUGAGGCGGCAGACUUCGAUAAAUCAGGAGGACGUCCAGAAAGCCAUCAGAGAAUUGAAGUCACCCACGCAGACACCUACAGGUGUGUGGUCUAGGAGUGCUUACAGAAGAUCUUUGAACGUGAAGGAUAAGCCUGUCACAACCGAAAGGACAACGUCCCCAAGGAUACCAAAAGUCAAGAGCGAGCACGAACUGAAUGACGAAGGUUUCGAAGAGACGCAGAGUCUGAAUUCAGAGAGCGCAUCCCAAGGCGCUUCGUCGGGUUGUAACAUGGAUUGUGAAUCUCCUACGCCGAAGAAAGCCACAGAAAUCCCAAAGAAAAUACCUACCAAAGAGACAAAAACGCCGCCGCGGACACCGUUUGAUCCGAAGCGGCCGUUCGCAAAACGGGCGAGCUCUUUACGAGUCGAGAGGUCUGCUUCCCGGGCGUCUUUACGGAGUUCCAGAAGCUCUUUGAACAGUUCGGCAUCCGUAGCCACUGUAAAAAGAGCUCCCGUCCCAGUGAAGCCAGCUCCGAAACCGAUUCCAAAGCCAAUAUCCAGGAUGCCUGCGUCCAGGUCUUCUUCGAGUGGAAGUUCUGUGGGUGCUGCGAGACCUCCGAUGAAGACGACUACCAAAAGUUCAGGGUUCAUGAGACCCACACAAGCUUCUAAAGGAAGAGGUACAACUCCCCCUACAGGAUUGAAAACUACUGUGAAACAGAAUUGAUUUGGGGUUUUUGUAUGACAAGAUUAUUUAAACAUGUCUACAAUUGGAAAAAUGUUACAUUUGACACGCCAAGGGCGAUAGUAUUAUAAAACACAAAAUAACCAAUUAUAUUGUUAAACAAAAAAAAAUAAUUAUUGGAAUCUUCAGAUAAAAACGGUGCUGAAUCUCAAUGAAUAAAAAUCUGAAGCUUUCAAUGACUGAGUCUAAUCUAAGUCUAACACCUAGAUCUGUCUAGAAUUGAAAUUAUAAUUUAAUUAUAGAAAAAAAAAAUGCGUUAAGAAUUAUUAUUAUUGUCAUAAUAAUUUGGCCCGUACGUAAUUUUUACGAAAAAUUUUUAUCUAUUAAUUUUAUAAUUGAAAAAUUCCAAAUGAUCAAUUUUUUUUAGGUUUACGCUUUUUUAAUGUGCCACGAUUUUGUACGGGUAAUGUAAACAUUUUAUUCUAAGUUCAACAUACCAGUGAUUUUUAAUUUUUAAUUAAUUUUGGAUAUAACUUUCGUUUUAAUAAUUUAAUUUUUGAUAAAUCCAUAAAACUAUUUUCUAAAAAAAAUCCGUCCAAUCACCAUUGCACAAAGUUUUUCUAACUACCCACUUUUACACAUAUGCAUGUGAUUUUUGAUAAAAUGCAAUUUACAAAAUGUUUACACAUUUUCAAUGAAAAUAUUACGAUCUGAUUUUAUACGUAAGCUAUUUUUAAAUAGUUAUCUAGAGAUAUUUUAUCUUCACCAAGUAAACAUAUGUUUUAACACCAAUAUCUUAUUUUACGUGUUUAUAAAUUUUAUUUACUAAAAGGAAAACAAUAAAUUUAUAUUCGUCAAGAGAA
Molecule: messenger RNA, 5389 nt
Organism: Bicyclus anynana (squinting bush brown)
Lineage: Eukaryota; Metazoa; Arthropoda; Insecta; Lepidoptera; Nymphalidae
Gene: form3
Product: inverted formin-2
Exons: 25
Coding region: 309-4568 (1419 amino acids)
Biological process (GO): cellular component organization
Molecular function (GO): actin binding
Source: RefSeq, a predicted model, not a curated record